Messenger RNA from Lacerta agilis (Sand lizard), 2239 nucleotides. RefSeq names its product oocyte zinc finger protein XlCOF6-like. Gene Ontology annotation, cellular component: nucleus. The record is from RefSeq and is a predicted model, not a curated record. NCBI's taxonomy places the organism in Eukaryota, Metazoa, Chordata, Lepidosauria, Squamata, Lacertidae. Gene Ontology annotation, biological process: regulation of transcription by RNA polymerase II. Gene Ontology annotation, molecular function: RNA polymerase II cis-regulatory region sequence-specific DNA binding; DNA-binding transcription activator activity, RNA polymerase II-specific.
AUGGGGCUCCCGCUCCAGGGAUCCCGGCUGAGCAUCAGCGCCCGCCUGGGGCCCGAGGAACCCGUCUUCGCGCAGCUGAAGCCCGUGCUGGGCGGCCGGGAAGGCGCGCUGUUCCCGGGGCAGGGUCCCGAGGAGAUCAAGCAGCAGCAACCCGGCGCAGGAGCCAGGAUCCCCUGCGAGGAGAUGGCGCAGCAGAUUCAUCAACGGACUCACACAGGGGAGAAACCCUUUCAAUGUGUGGAGUGUGGAAAGAGCUUCAGUGAGAGUGGAAAUCUUAGAAGACAUCAACGGACUCACACAGGGGAGAAACCAUUUAAAUGCAUGGAGUGUGGAAAGAGCUUCACUAACAGUGGAAGCCUUAGAAUUCAUCAACGGACUCACACAGGGGAGAAACCAUUUAAAUGCAUGGAAUGUGGAAAGAGCUUCACCAGAAGUGGAGACUGAAAACAUCAACGGACUCACACAGGGGAGAAACCAUUUAAAUGCAUGGAGUGUGGAAAGAGCUACAGUCAGAGUGGAUACCUUAGAAUUCAUCAACGGACUCACACCGGGGAGAAACCAUUUAAAUGUAUGGAGUGUGGAAAUAGCUUCACUAAAAGUGGAAACCUUAGAAUUCAUCAACGGAUUCACACAGGGGAGAAACCAUUUAAAUGUAUGGAGUGUGGAAAGAGCUACAGAUGGAGUGGACAACUUAGAAAUCAUCAACGGACUCACACAAGGGAGAAACCAUUUCAAUGUAUGGAGUGUGGAAAGAGCUACAGUUGGAGUGGAAGCCUUAGAAUUCAUGAACGGACUCACACAGGGGAGAAACCAUUUAAAUGCAUGGAGUGUGGAAAGAGCUACAGUUGGAGUGGAAACCUUAGAAUUCAUCAACGGACUCACACAGGGGAGAAACCAUUUAAAUGUAUGGAGUGUGGAAAGAGCUACAGUUGGAGUGGAAACCUUAGAAUUCAUCAAUUGACUCACACAGGGGAGAAACCAUUUCAAUGUAUGGAGUGUGGAAAGAGCUAUAAUUGGAGUGGAGACCUUAGAAUUCAUGAACUGACUCACACCGGGGAGAAACCAUUUAAAUGCAUGGAGUGUGGAAAGAGCUACAGUUGGAGUGGAAACCUUAGAAUUCAUCAACGGACUCACACAGGGGAGAAACCAUUUAAAUGUAUGGAGUGUGGAAAGAGCUUCACUAACAGUGGAGACCUUAGAAUUCAUCAACGGACUCACACAGGGGAGAAACCAUUUAAAUGUAUGGAGUGUGGAAAGAGCUUCACUAAGAGUGGAGACCUUAGAAUUCAUCAACGGACUCACACAGGGGAGAAACCAUUUAAAUGUUUGGAGUGUGGAAAGAGCUUCACUAUAAGUGGACACCUUAGAAAACAUCAACGGACUCACACAGGGGAGAAACCAUUUAAAUGCAUGGAGUGUGGAACGAGCUUCACUGAUAGUGGACACCUUAGAGAACAUCAAUGGACUCACAUAGGGGAGAAACCAUUUAAAUGUAUGGAGUGUGGAAAUAGCUUCACUAACAGUGGAAACCUUAGAAUUCCACGGAUUCACACAGGGGAGAAACCAUUUAAAUGUAUGGAGUGUGGAAAGAGCUACAGUCAGAGUGGAGACUUUAGAAUUCAUCAACGGACUCACACAGGGGAGAAACCCUUUCAAUGUAUGGAGUGUGGAAAGAGCUUCACUAAGAGUGGAGACCUUAGAAUUCAUCAACGGACUCACACAGGGGAGAAACCAUUUAAAUGCAUGGAGUGUGGGAAAAGCUUCAGUCGGAGUGGAUUCCUUAGAAUUCAUCAACGGACUCACACAGGGGAGAAACCAUUUAAAUGCAUGGAGUGUGGAAAGAGCUUCAGUCAGAGUGGACAGCUUAGAAGACAUCAACAGACUCACACCAGAGAGAAACCUUGUCUAAGUGUCACGCUUCUCCGGAUGUUUUAGACGUUUUAAUUUUUGUAUGGAUAAUAUUUGUUUUCUGACUGAAGGUCGAAUAAAUUCCAUUGAUUGAAUGAGUAUAAUGUGUGGAAGGAGGUCCGGGCAGGUCCCCAACCGAGAGGGCUAAGGGUCAACUUCCACCAAAUCCACCAGCAGGAGCCACUCUGGGCCCUGAGGGUGGAAAGCCCCCCUCCUCCUUGGCAACUGGACAUGAUCCGAGGGCAGUGAUGGCGAACCUUGUAGAGACCGAGGACCCAAACUGCAACGCAAAACCCACUUAUUUAUCGCAAAGUGCCAACACAGCAAUUUA